Peronospora matthiolae is the source of this 213-nucleotide messenger RNA. Lineage: Eukaryota; Oomycota; Peronosporomycetes; Peronosporales; Peronosporaceae. The record is from the annotation of a GenBank genome assembly.
AUGAAAAAUGAAGAAACCGAGUGCACCUGGGCAGAGCGCUAUCUUUACACGGUUGCGGUAAGGGACGCGCUCGGAUGUGCCGACUCGCUUAUCUUCGAUAACAUCGUGCACCAUGCGUCGCCUGAGCUGUUGAACGUCAUGCAGGUCAAGCCCGACCCGACGCGUGUCGUCUAUCUACGACAUGCAGAAGAGCUGUCGCACAUUGCCCAGUAA